Felis catus (domestic cat) is the source of this 796-nucleotide messenger RNA. It is a transcript of the gene PPP1R14A, whose product is annotated as protein phosphatase 1 regulatory inhibitor subunit 14A. Gene Ontology annotation, molecular function: protein serine/threonine phosphatase inhibitor activity. Lineage: Eukaryota; Metazoa; Chordata; Mammalia; Carnivora; Felidae. The coding region runs from base 241 to 600 and encodes 119 amino acids. The transcript is spliced from 4 exons. Gene Ontology annotation, biological process: regulation of phosphorylation. Gene Ontology annotation, cellular component: cytoplasm. The record is from RefSeq and is a predicted model, not a curated record.
CCUGGGACUCCGGGAUCGCGCCCAUACCUAGACCGUGCACGGCUGCGGGCUUUACUCGGUGCAGAGACCAGUCCCUGCGCUGCAGGCGGGGAAACUGAGGUCCGGGCGCCUGGGGCGGAGCUGGCCCCCGGGCGAGCCCGAGCCCCCGCCCCCGGCCGGCCCCGCCCCGGCCCGUAAGAGGCCCCCUGGGCGCCUGGCGAAAGCGCACAGUGCUGCGCGGGGGCCGGGGCCAGGACCGCGAUGGCAGCUCAGCGGCUGGGCAAGCGGGUGCUGAGCAAGCUGCAGUCUCCGUCGCGGGCCCGCGGGCCGGGGGGAAGCCCCGGGGGGCUGCAGAAACGUCACGCGCGUGUCACCGUCAAGUAUGACCGGCGGGAGCUGCAGCGGCGGCUGGACGUGGAGAAGUGGAUCGACGGGCGCUUGGAGGAGCUGUACCGCGGCAGGGAGGCAGACAUGCCUGAUGAGGUCAACAUUGAUGAAUUGUUGGAAUUAGAGAGUGAAGAGGAGAGAAGCCGGAAGAUCCAGGGACUCCUGAAGUCGUGCAAGAACCCCACAGAGGACCCCUGCCCUGUCCUCAGGACUUCGUCCAGGAGCUGCUGGUGAAGCUUCGAGGCCUCCACAAGCAGCCAGGUCUCCGCCAGCCCAGCCCCUCCGGUGACAGCAGCCUGAGCCCCCUCCAGGACCUGGCCCGGAGCGCGCCACCCUGACCUUCUCGCCUCUGCGGCCCCCUCCCUUCUCCCCUUCACUCCACACCGUCCUGGCUUGUUUCUAAGUUGUAUGUAAUGGUUCUAUAACAACA